GGGUUGGGCUCACCCCACAAAGCGAAAGCCACAGACACUCUCUACUUGUAAGGCUGAGAGUAGCCAAAACCAAAGAAAGCAGCCAAAGCAACAAUGUUCUGAUAUCCUCAAGCUUUCCUCGCACCAAAAAACCAAAUGUCUUCCAUGGCCUUGUUUUCUCCGCCCACCCAUUUCCCAACUCUCUCUCCUUCUUCUUCCCUUUCCAAAACCCAGUUCUCCCACAAGCCCCAUCUUCUUUUCAGACCCAAGUAUCCUCUUCUUUUUCGCCUCAAGGCCUCGGCCGACAAUGGAGCCGGAGCCCCCGGCUCGGCCGCCGCCACCGCCGUGGAGGAUCCCAAGGCGCCUCCGAAGGUUCCGGAACCUUCCGAGAGCUCCGACGGGGCAAAUGGGCUGGUGCCUCCAGCCCCUGAAGUGGGAGUUUUGAGCAAGUUUGAAGACCCCAAAUGGGUCAAUGGGACUUGGGACUUGACCCAGUUUCAGAAAGAUGGAAAGACUGAUUGGGACGCUGUCAUUGAUGCUGAGGCCAGGAGAAGAAAAUGGUUUGAGGACAACCCGGAAUCAUCCAGUAACGAGAACCCAAUAGUUUUCGACACCUCCAUCAUUCCUUGGUGGGCAUGGAUAAAAAGAUAUCACCUACCUGAAGCUGAACUCCUAAAUGGCCGUGCCGCUAUGGUAGGGUUUUUCAUGGCUUAUUUUGUUGAUAGCUUGACGGGAGUCGGUCUGGUCGAUCAAAUGGGCAACUUCUUCUGCAAAACCUUGUUGUUCAUAGCAGUGGCCGGGGUGCUUCUAAUUCGAAAGAAUGAGGACAUCGAAACGAUUAAGAAGCUGCUGGAAGAAACGACCUUUUAUGACAAGCAAUGGCAAGCGACCUGGCAGGACGAGAACAAGAUUGAGUAGCUAGAAAUUGUUCCGGAGUUUGGCUUUAAUGGAAUUACAUUGUUGUCGUCAGUUUUCCCUUUUGUAUUUACCUGUAAUUUUCUCGCGUUAGUUAAAGACUUGAAAUAUCUGCUUCUGUUAA
Morus notabilis is the source of this 1018-nucleotide messenger RNA. RefSeq names its product light-harvesting complex-like protein 3 isotype 1, chloroplastic. The transcript is spliced from 3 exons. The record is from RefSeq and is a predicted model, not a curated record. The coding region runs from base 136 to 897 and encodes 253 amino acids. NCBI's taxonomy places the organism in Eukaryota, Viridiplantae, Streptophyta, Magnoliopsida, Rosales, Moraceae.